Molecule: messenger RNA, 1836 nt
Organism: Pseudogymnoascus verrucosus
Lineage: Eukaryota; Fungi; Ascomycota; Leotiomycetes; Thelebolales; Thelebolaceae
Exons: 3
Coding region: 218-1570 (450 amino acids)
Molecular function (GO): monoacylglycerol lipase activity
Source: RefSeq, a predicted model, not a curated record
AGGUGGUUUACCUUGCCUUUUUAUAAUUUCUGUUAAAUACAACUGUUCAUACGCAUAUUCACAUUCAAGCCUUUUCUUGGAUGCGCUCUAAAUACCCACCUGCAAUACUAAUUCAUUAUCCAAGUUAAUAUAAUUUCUCGUCAAUAAAUCAACAAAAUAUCUCAUAGAACAAACCGCGACCACCUUUUUACCGCCGGCCCUGGCUGCCAACCCCGCCAUGGCAGACCAUCUCUGUGUCCUCGUUCACGGCCUCUGGGGCAAUCCCAACCAUCUCAAGAACGUCGCCAAGGUGCUCCGUGAGAAAUACAGUGAGGACGAGCUCCACAUACUGGUCUCCAAGCGGAACAGCGGAAGCUUCACCUACGAUGGCAUUGAGCUUGGAGGACAGCGUGUGUGCCAAGAGAUUGAAGAAGAGCUGAAGCGUCUUUCGGAAAGCGGCCAGACAGUCAAGAAGUUGAGCAUGGUUGGGUAUUCUUUGGGUGGCCUCGUAGCGCGGUAUACCGUUGGUCUCUUGGAAUCGCGAGGCCUUUUCGACAACAUUGAAGCAAUUAACUUUACCACCAUAGCGACACCCCACCUCGGGGUAAGAUCUCCAAACCGCGCCGUGAUAAGUCAGAUCUUUAAUGUGCUCGGGCCACAAAUGCUGUCCAUGUCCGGGACGCAACUAUUCAUGGUCGACAACUUCCGCGAGACUGGCCGGCCCAUCUUGGAGGUUAUGGCGGAUCCAAAUUCCAUCUUCAUUACGGGACUGCGGAGGUUCAAGAGGCACUCAUUGUAUGCGAAUAUUACCAACGAUAGAACCGCACCGUUCUACACUACGGGAAUCUCCAAAAUCGAUCCGUUUGUGGACCUGAAGGCGGUGGAUGUGGGGUACCUUGAUGGAUACGAGGACGUUAUUCUGGACCCAACGCGGCCGUUUUCGCCCAAGGAAAAGAAAAUCCUAACAUUUUAUUCCAAACUCAAGCAUGACGCAUCCUUUUUCUUCAGGAACCUCCACAUUUUUGCCCUCCUUACAAUAGUUAUCCCAAUCGGCACGCUUGCCUUCAUCACCUAUGCUGGCAUCCAGACUAUACUGAGUAGCAGCAGGAUACGGCUGCAUGAGUCUGGCAAAGCUGGGAUUGACCCGAGCAGCUAUCGGACACCCUUCCUGCUGGACAUCCGCGAGGCAGUCGAAGAUGCGUAUGGGAACCUCAAUAGUGCCCAAAGCCAACAGUUCCUCUCCGCCGCUCCCAGCACUGCUGGAUCGUCAGAGGAUGAGUCUGAGGCCAGCGGACGGCCGUUAAUGGGGAACCAAGCGGCCGAGAAGCCGUCCCGUUCGACUACAAAGGGUUUAACAAACGGCAAUCCUGGUACCGACAUAUCGCCCAAAGAGACGCCGACUCUGGCCCUUGCCCCCGAGCAGUUUACUAUCAUCCGGAACCUUGAUAGUGUGGGCUGGAGGAAAUACUUUGUGCAUAUUCACAAGCAGCGACAUAGCCAUGCUGCGAUUAUUGUACGAAGGGAUAAGGAGGACUUUAGUGAGGGGUUUGUGGUGCUGCGGCAUUGGUUGGACGAGUUUCUUAUGGAGUAGAUGUUGUAAGGAUUCGGUUUUACGUUGGUGCUGAAUCAUGGGGAGUUGUGUCGGUUGUCAACGACUUGAUUUGGAAAUUUCUUUUGAUAUUGCAACUCUAGAUUUUUUAAAUUUUGAUAGGAGGCGUUAUAUAGAAAGGACGGUCUCUUGUAUUUGGACGGGUUAUAGUUAUCGGAUUAGAUUUGAAGGUGUAUUUAUAGAUGUUUUAUUGCUACUCCUCUCAGGGGCGUUUAAUACAAGGAUAAACAAUGGAUAUUAAUUUUGGC